GCAUUUACAUUGUGUUAGGUACUAUAAGUAACGUAGAGAUGAUUUAAAGUAUAUAGGAAGAUGUGCAUAGGUUGCAUGCAAAUACUAUUAUAUCAGGGACUGGAGCAUCCAAGGAUUUUUGUAUCCAAGGGGCAUCCUGGAAUGGAUACAGAGGAACAACUGCGGCCACUUUAUAUCACAUUUAAUAUUGAGUGAGAAAGGAAAUUACUCCAUGCAAGAUUCUUCCUACAGUUCAUUUUCUGAGAGGAAAGAGCACUUCUCUGGUCCAGGGAGAUGGAAAUGUGUCUCACAGCCUGAGGAGUCUCUGUCUGUCUUUAAAAUGAGAGCCAGUGAGAUUCAUUAUACAGAGUUUUGUUUUCUUGCCAUUGCCUCCUUCAAGGUUUUGCUCAAAUCUCACCUUUUCAUGAGGACCACCCUGACUCCUACGAUACUGCAGCCUGGCCACCCUCAAACCCCCCCUUUUAUGUUGCUCAACUUUUUUAUUUUGUCUGUUGCGCUCGUCUCCUAAUAUACCGUAAAAUUGUAGUUUAGUGUCUAAUAAUUUAAGCUCCAUGAGGGCAGGGAUCUCACCUGUUUUGUCCAAUGACGUAUCCCAACUAAAUGAAAGAGUAGUAGUUAGCAUCGGUGCCCAGUAUUUAUCUUUCUGAGGAAUGAAUCUAUAUUCACAUGCCAUUGUUGAACACAUGGAAAGCUACAUGCUAUGGAGGGUUGAGCAUAAUCAGCGUUUCUCAAGAGAACAAUUUCUCUUUUCACUGGACAUUUGCAUGGUGACACUUAACCUCAAACACUUGUGGAUUGUGCAUAUGAGUGUUUUUGCCCACAGCUCUCCUUGUGUCUAAUGCAAUGAGCAGAGCGAGGUCACUCUGCAGAUAAAUUUGUUUUCCAAAGGGGAACUUUGCCCGCUAAUUUAAGGCAGCCACAUAAUCUGACUUACAGGCUCAGUCGUUUCUCAUUUGCCAUCUGGCAAUUUAAUUCCUUUAAAAUAAAGCUAUAUAUAGAAUGAAAGAACACAAGUUGGAAAUCUGAUAAUAUGUGUGAUAAGAUGGUAAUGUUUCUAUUUGUUUUUUGUUUUGUUGUUGAAAAAAUAAAGCGCAUAGAAAGACUCGAGAAGGAAUCAUUUCAAAGCUUUCCCUAGACAGAGCCCCUUACAUAAAUUUUAUUCUUUGACUAAGAGCCUUUGUUAUAAACUAAAUGUUUUGAAUUAGUGGAUUAUUACAUUUUUCCAUUGAGUUAUAAGUCUGGCCCAAAGCUAUGAAAUAAGAGGUUGUCAAAAUUGUUUCAAAAGUGUUUGGCCAUGAAGUGGAACGGGGCUGAGAUGUGAGGAAGCUUCUUUUCCUUUUUCCCUUUUCAUAGUAUUUCCUGAUCUAUAUUCUUUUUUUCUCCUAUCCCUUUACCCCUGGAAUAUGUUUUUCCAGUGCCUUCUUACACUCUGUUUCUGAUUUCUCCAUCUCUGCUUGUGCUUCCCUAGUCCUCUGUGGUUAAUUGCAAAUGGGCAAAAGAACCAGCACUCUAGAUGGUAUAUUCAAGUUAAAGAGUAACUCAGAUAAUGUUUGUUUGAGACGACUGUGAGGGAAGGGCGAUUAUGGAAUUCUGAAAACCAGGAGCUUAGGUGACAAUUACAUUUAAAAUAAAGAUUAAAGUGAUCAGGGUACUUUAUCUAAUUUCUCGUUUGUAGUGGGAAAGUUGUGGUUUUUUGGUGGUUUCUUUUUUUUUCCUUGAUUGUUGUGGCAGCUAGAUGCAAAUAACAUCACGCUUUGGAACACACAAUGCUGAUUCUCAAUCACUGGCAAAGAAGGGUGAGAAGACAGGGCAUCCUAAUUUGCACAAAAAUGCAACCAAGUCAUCAUUUGCAGCUCCUUGGAGAUUCCAUUCUAAAGUUUUACUGCUUGUACAAGUUCCUUUGGUAUGGGAGGCAGAGCCUGGGGCGUGGUUGUGAAACAAUAGUUUGGCUUUUUUACCCCCUAAAUCAGUUCAAAUCUGAUAUACCCUGAAUUAACUGGAAUUGCUCUCAGACUUGGCAGCUCCUGUAAAAGAUCUGGAUGUUCAUAGUGGCUUAGUGAAAUGGGGAACACAUUUGUUUCAUCUUGACUUCCAUAGAGGAGAAUCUGCACUAUUUUUGUGGGCUCAGAGAGGGGGAGCUUCUGAUCUGUUGGAGAGAAAACUGAAUGAAUGGGCACUGAGGCAGAAAGCCUGAUGUGGCUGUCAUGCAAAUAAGAACCGUGAUUGGCUUUCCCUUUCUUUCUGCGCACGAUGUCACUGGCUGCUCUCAGCCUUAAAGAUUAGGUUUCAGUAGGAGUUUUUCAGGUUCAAGGACUGUUAAUGGUUUGUAACUGCCUGACAAUAUGCUCAACCUCAAAGUUACAUCAGCCUGGGCAGAUGUCUAAGGAUAUGAGACCAGGGAAGAAAAGUUAGAAUCUGGAGCAGGACGAAGCUUGCCACCUGCCUCAUGGGCUGAGCUUUUAAUGUGAUUUACAUUUCUAAGCUCUAUGUAGGUGCCCUGGAAAUGGUGGUCUUCAUUAAUGCAAAGAUUAAGUCUUUAAUUAAACUUUUUAAGAAGAAAACGGUUUCCAACCUAGAUGAGGAGAGCCGAUGGACAGUCCACUACAGCGCCCCAUGGCACCAGCAGGAGAAUGUGUUCCUUCCCACCACAAGACCCCCCUGCGUUGAGGACCUGCACCGCCAAGCCAAGCUCAAUCUCAAAUCAGUAUUGAGGGAAUGUGAUAAGUUGCGGCAUGAUGGCUACCGCAGUUCUCAGUACUACUCUCAGGGACCCACCUUUGCGGCCAAUGCCAGCCCACUCUGUGAUGAGUACCAAGACGAAGAUGAAGAAGCAGAUCAAAAGUGUUCUCUCUCUUCAUCAGAAGAAGAAAGAUUUAUUUCCAUCAGGAGACCUAAAACACCAACCUCAAGUGACUUCUCCGACCUUAAUACUCAGACGAACUGGACCAAGUCGCUUCCGCUGCCAACACCAGAAGAGAAGAUGCGACAGCAAGCCCAAACAGUCCAGGCUGAUGUGGUGCCUAUUAACAUAACUGGGGAGAAUUUCGAUCGCCAGGCCAGCCUUCGGCGGUCUCUAAUUUACACAGACUCUCUGGUAAGACGACCGAAGAAAGUCAAAAGGAGAAAGACUAUUACAGGAGUCCCUGACAACAUACAGAAGGAGCUAGCAUCAGGCACUGGCCAAGAUGAUGUCGAUGGUCACUCAGUGCACACCCCCGAUCACUACUCUGCGCUAGGAAGGUUCGAUAGCUAUCGGUCUGCUGGGCAGCGCUCAGAAACUAGGGACUCCAGCUGUCAGACGGAGGAUGUGAAGGUCGUACCACCUUCCAUGAGGAGAAUCAGGGCACAGAAGGGGCAAGGCAUUGCUGCCCAGAUGGGCCACUUCUCAGGUUCUUCUGGCAACAUGUCUGUGCUGAGCGAUUCUGCGGGGAUCAUAUUCCCUUCCCGCCUCAACAGUGAUGCUGGCUUCCAUAGUCUUCCGCGUUCUGGAGUGAGGGCAAACAUUCAGUCUCUUGAGCCGAGGCUGGGUGCCCUGGGCCCUGCAGGAGACAUGGAUGGCACAUUCCUCUACCAGGGAGGUCACCCACAAGCAGAUGAAAACUUAGGCCAUUUAGGAGGUGCCUCAGAGACUGGAACACUUUUGAGACCCAAAUCCCAAGAGCUGAGACACUUUGAGAGUGAAAAUGUAAUGAGCCCAGCAUGUGUGGUUUCUCCUCAUGCAGCCUACUCCACCAGCAUCAUCCCAAAUGCCACACUGUCUUCCUCUUCCGAGGUCAUCGCUAUUCACACUGCUCAGAGUGCAGGGCAGCGGGAAAGUAGAAGUUCUGGCUCAUCACAUGCAAGGAUAAAACCCAGAGACCACCUUAUCUCCAGGCAUGCUGUGAAAGAUGAUCAUCAGUCUCCCGGGCGCCACUGGAAUGAGGGUCACACCACCAUUCUUUCACAGGCCUUAGACCCUCAUUCCCCUGGUGCAACCACACUGUUGUCCCUCUGUGACUCGGCAGUCUCUCUAAAUGCUCCAGCAAAUAGGGAGAAUGCGUCCCAAGCCAUGCCGUAUAAUUGUAGAAACGACCUAGCCUUCCCAGCCCACUCCCAAGAUGUGGAUGGCAAGAGUGAAUCUAGUUAUUCAGGGGGUGGAGGGCACAGCAGCUCGGAGCCCUGGGAAUACAAGUCCUCAGGUAAUGGAAGGGCAUCCCCCCUGAAGCCGCAUGUAGCAACUCCUGGCUACUCCACUCCCACAAGUAACAUGAGCAGCUGCAGUUUGGACCAAACGUCCAACAAAGAGGAUGCUGGGUCGCUGUAUUCCGAGGACCACGAUGGCUACUGCACAUCUGUGCACACUGACUCUGGACAUGGAUCUGGGAAUCUGUGCAAUAGCAGUGAUGGCUUUGGGAACCCCAGGCACAGCGUGGUCAAUGUUUUUGAUGGAAGAGCUCAGAAAAACCAAGGGGACCGGUCCAAUUACCAGGAUAAAUCCUUAUCGAGAAACAUCUCUUUGAAGAAAGCAAAGAAGCCUCCCCUGCCACCCUCCCGGACAGACUCCCUCCGCAGGAUUCCCAAGAAGAGUGGCCAGUCCAACGGGCAGGUGCUCAACGAGAGCCUGAUCGCCACACUCCAGCACUCGCUGCAGCUGAGCCUCCCAGGCAAGGGUGGCAGCUCGCCCUCCCAGAGCCCCUGCAGUGACUUGGAAGAGCCCUGGCUGCCCCGCUCCCGGAGCCAGAGCACGGUCAGUGCUGGCAGCAGCAUGACUUCCGCCACCACCCCCAAUGUCUACUCCCUGUGCGGGGCCACACCAUCGCAGAGUGACACGAGCAGUGUCAAGUCAGAGUACACGGACCCCUGGGGUUACUACAUUGACUACACAGGCAUGCAGGAAGAUCUGGGGAACCCAGCAGGGGGCUGUUCAACCAGCAGCGGGGUGCCCACUGGGAACGGGCCAGUCCGCCAUGUCCAAGAAGGGUCCAGAGCCACAAUGCCUCAAGUGCCCAGUGGUUCAGUCAAACCAAAGAUCAUGUCACCAGAGAAGUCCCACAGAGUCAUUUCUCCAUCCAGUGGGUAUUCCAGCCAGUCGAAUACACCCACAGCACUCACCCCUGUGCCUGUGUUUUUAAAAUCAAUGUCACCAGCAAAUGGGAAGGGGAAGCCCAAGCCCAGGGUACCAGAAAGGAAGUCCUCUCUGAUAUCUUCAGUAUCCAUUUCCUCGUCGUCCACUUCUCUUUCCUCUAAUACUUCUACUGAAGGAAGUGGCACUAUGAAGAAACUGGAUCCAGCCGUGGGCUCUCCCCUGGCUCCUCCUCCUCCUAUUCCCUCUCCUCCACCCCCUUGUCCUGCAGACAGGUCUCCUUUCCUUCCUCCCCCACCUCCUGUCACAGAUUGCUCCCAGGGCUCUCCUCUGCCUCACUCUCCUGUGUUCCCCCCUCCGCCGCCAGAAGCUCUCACUCCCUUCUGCUCCCCACCUGAUUGGUGCCUUUCUCCCCCGCCCACUGCACUGAGCCCGCUUCUUCCAGAUUCACCUGUGUCCUUGCCAUUGCCCCCACCUCUCUUACCUUUCUCGGAGCCCCCACCCGCCCCACCUCUUGACCCCAAAUUCAUGAAAGACACCAGGCCGCCUUUCACAAAUUCUGGCCAGCCAGAAUCCUCCCGGGGAUCCUUGAGGCCGCCUUCUACCAAGGAGGAGACCAGCAGGCCCCCCAUGCCCCUGAUAACCACGGAAGCAUUGCAGAUGGUGCAGUUGAGGCCAGUGAGAAAGAACUCAGGCACCGAGGCAGCACUGUUGUCUGAACGAACAGCUCAGGAACAACGAACUCCAGUUGCUCCACAGUACCACUUAAAGCCAUCUGCUCUCCUGAAAUCCCGAAAUAGCACAAAUGAAAUGGAGAGUGAAAGCCAGCCUGCCUCUGUGACAAGCUCGCUUCCGACGCCUGCCAAGAGCUCGAGUCAGGGUGACCAUGGCAGUGCGGCCGAGCCCGGCGGCCCUGUGAGCCGCAGCCCUGGAGCUUUGAGCGCUGGGGAGGCAGAGGCUCGGCCCAGUCCCAGCACCACCCCACUCCCAGACUCUUCACCCAGGAGGAAGCCACCCCCCAUUUCCAAGAAGCCCAAACUGUUCCUGGUGGUACCACCUCCGCAGAAAGAUUUUGCAGUGGAGCCCGCAGAGAACGUGAGCGAAGCCCUUCGAGCCGCGCCCAGCCCCACGAGGGGAGAGGAGGGCUCUGUGCACAGCAGAGAGGCAAAAGAGAGUUCUACAGUCCAAGCUGGCUCUCAUGCCACGCACCCUGGCACCUCGGUUCUUGAGGGAGGAGCUGCAGGAUCCGUGUCUCCCAGCAGAGUGGAAGCCAAUGUCCUCAUGGUUCAGCCCGAUGUCUCACCAGCCCCCAAGCAGGAGGAGCCAGCUGAGAACAGUACGGAUGCUGGGGGCGAUAGGGAGAGCUGCCUAUCUCAACAGGACGGAGCAGCUGGGGUGCCGGAGACCACCGCAGCCAGUUCAUCCUCAGAGGCCUGUGACUUCCUCAAGGAAGACGGGAGUGAUGAGGUGAUGACCCCUAGUCGACCCAGGACCACAGAAGACCUUUUUGCAGCUAUUCACAGAUCCAAAAGGAAAGUCCUCGGCCGUAGAGAUUCAGAUGAUGACCACUCCCGAAACCAUUCUCCCUCCCCACCCGUGACACCCACCGGCGCUGCCCCGAGCCUGGCCUCUCCAAAGCAAGUGGGAUCGAUUCAGAGAAGCAUCCGAAAGAGCAGCACCAGCAGUGACAAUUUCAAAGCUCUGCUGCUAAAAAAGGGCAGUCGUUCAGACACCAGCGCCCGCAUGUCUGCAGCAGAGAUGCUCAAGAACACAGACCCUAGAUUUCAGAGGUCAAGGUCAGAACCUUCACCAGAUGCCCCCGAGAGCCCGUCAAGCUGUUCCCCAAGCAAAAACAGAAGGGCGCAGGAGGAGUGGGCCAAGAAUGAAGGCUUGAUGCCUCGGAGUCUGUCCUUUUCCGGCCCCAGGUACGGCCGCAGCCGAACACCGCCUUGUGCCGCCAGCAGCAGGUACAGCAUGCGGAACCGGAUCCAGAGCAGCCCCAUGACCGUCAUCUCGGAGGGAGAAGGGGAGGCCGUGGAGCCUGUGGACAGCGUGGCCCACGGGGCUCUGGGCGUUGCGGAGGGAUGUUCCCUGGACGGACUAGCGAGGGAGGAGAGGGACGAGGGCAGCCUGCUCUGUGGGGAGGGGGCUGCCGCCUCUCUGCAGCCCCAGGCCCCUGGCCCCGUGGAUGGGACAGCCAGUGCAGAGGGCAGAGAGCCCUCCCCGCAGUGUGGCGGUUCUCUGAGUGAGGAGAGUUAGGGCCAAGAACGUAACUCUCCCAGGAGACACGGGGGGGAGAUGAGCAAUGCAGCACUCUAGGAAGCCUGCUAGGCGCCCUUCCCUGGCUCACCCGGGGAUCCCACGCUGUUUCUGUGCUGUGGGCCCAGGGUUGCCAGCCCUGCAGUGUGAGUGAAGGGUUAUUUAGGACUCACUUGGCACUUGCCCUGUGGCUUAAGAACAAGUAGAAGCUUAAACUUCUGAAAGUGCUUCCUGGGGAAGAUUUUUUUUUUUUUUUUUUUUUUGCUGAAUGCUGGGUGUGUGUGUGCAUUUUCAACACAUUUUAAUUUUUAAAAAAUACAUGUAUACACAAACAACAUGUACAGAAACAGAAGAAAGCAAGCCAGAGUUAAGCUUGAUAGAGUAACGGAGUUACUCUGGACUAGAUGGUAAUUGCUUUCAGAGCAUUACGUUUAUGGAAAUCAGCGAGUUCCGUAAGAAAGGAGAAGAUGUUACUUCUAAGAAAGAGGCAGUAGAGUUGCUGGAUCUUAAUGCACAGAACACAGAUAUAUGCACACGUGUGCUGCUGAGGUGAGGCAGGUCUGAUGAGCACAGAGAGGCUGGGAAGGGGCUAAGUGACUAAUUGGUUCAGGUACUUUUUUCUAGGGGAGGUAGACUUUGCUUCUUUUUUGUAAAAAUGACAAACAUGUAGAAGUGGCAACGCUGUAACCUGGUGCCUGCUGCUGUGCAGCCACGUACACACAAUUGUAGCCUGAUUUUUAGAAGUGUGGGUAAUUUUUUAAUGAAUUUCCUCCUUGAGUAGCAGCUGAGGUCAUUGACAACUGAAGUGACGGUGUGGACAUACAGAGAGGGGAAGGGUUUUUAGAGGAGUAAAGUGAUACACUGCUGGAAUUUGUUUUCUGCCUAUGAAAUAAAAUUAUUUUUCAGAAUUAAAUUUGAAAACUUGCACUACAGAACUAUGGGUGGGGCUUUUCCUUUUACAACAGUUUUGUUGUUGUUGUUUUUAACCAGAGUUUAAACUUCCAUUAGGCAAUUUCCUGUCACUUGAAAUGUCAACAUCUGCUAACUUUUGGAUAUCCUUUUGGUUACACCAAAGAAAAAGUUAUGGCUAUUUUUUUUUUCCUUGAACUGCCUACAGUAUCAUGUCCUAAUUCAGAAAAAUUUAUCAAAAUCUAUUAUAUAUUAUCUUACUUUGAAGAAAAUGCUGAAUAGCUCUUGUUAGUCAAAUAAACUGAUAAAAAUUGGUAGGGCCUGGCUAUCAGUUAGCCCUGGGAAAUGAAUUUUUAGAUUAAAAAGUUUUUUUUGCAUCAUUUGGUUUGUGCGUUUUUAUAUUUGUUUAUAAAUAAUUGAGUUGCUAAUUAUCUUAUAAUCUUCUCCAGUCAGAUUUUCAACAAUUUUAGACAUGGGACACAAGUGUGCCAAGUCUUUAUUUUAAUGUAAUAAUCUCAUUACCCCCACCCUUACUCCCUUAACUUCCAUGUACUUAGACUUCAUUUGUUAAAUAAGCCAGAGGAUUGUCGUCUUCAUUAGAAGGACCUAGGAUGAUAAUGUGGAGACUGUUGGUCUGAAUCUAGUGCAACUACCACCUGCCAGCUUUUGGGGGGUAUGAAAGUAUCUAAAAGUUGGACUGCACGGGUCAAGUCAUUAUGAGACUUAUAAACUAAAACUUUAGAUAUCCAUUUAGAAAUGUCUUGGAGGCAAAAACAAACCUAAAGAAUGAAGACUCUUUCCCUUCUCUGAAAAAAAACAAAACACUGCUCUUCACACAACCAGAAAUCAAGACCAGAGAUUUGGAGCAAUUGUCUACUAAUUUGGCACAAAGAUCGUUUGUUCUUUAGAAAACUGGCGUUGGCUUUUGAAUAUGAAAUCUUCUCAUAGCUGCCUAAAAAAGACUAGAAUGUAUAUGGAUAUCAGAAACCUUUAAUACAUAAUUUAUGCAAAGAUAAAGCAACAUAACACUAAUUAUAAAACUAUUUUUAGAUCCCCAUUUUUAAUGAAAAAUACACAUUUGUAUUUAAUUUGCUUUGAAUAAAAUAAUUGUAAAGUAAA
Molecule: messenger RNA, 9349 nt
Organism: Cercocebus atys (sooty mangabey)
Lineage: Eukaryota; Metazoa; Chordata; Mammalia; Primates; Cercopithecidae
Gene: NHSL1
Product: NHS-like 1
Exons: 8
Coding region: 2504-7321 (1605 amino acids)
Biological process (GO): cell differentiation
Source: RefSeq, a predicted model, not a curated record